ACCCUCUCCAAACUCGCCAUCCACCAACGUUCCCACACGGGCGAACGUCCCUUUUCCUGCCCGGAUUGUCCCAAAUCUUUCGCCGAUCCUUCCGUCUAUCGCAAACAUUGCCGUGCCCACGCCGGCCAUCGCCCUCACCGUUGCGCCGCCUGCCCCAAAGCCUACGUGGAACGCAAAGACCUCCACAACCACCAACGCUCCCACACCGGGGAGAGGCCCUACCUGUGCUCCGAAUGCGGCAAGAGCUUCGGCCGCUCGUCCUCCCUGGCUUGCCACCAGCGCAUCCACGCUCACCGCAAGCCGUACGGCUGCGGCGUCUGCGGCAAAGCCUUCACCCAGCUCUCCUCCUUCCAAAGCCACCAGCGCGUGCACACCGGCGAGAGGCCGUUCUUGUGCCCGCAGUGCGGCAGGAUGUUCUCGGAUCCUUCCAGCUACCGCCGGCACCAGCGAGCCCACCAGGGCGUCAAGCCUUACGGCUGCACCGAAUGCGGCAAAGCUUUCCGGCAGCCGGCCGAUUUGGCUCUGCAUCGCCGGAGCCACACCGGGGAAAGGCCUUGGAGGUGCGGGGAGUGCGGCAAGGCUUACAAGGCGUCGUGGGAUCUGAAAAGGCAUCGCUUGAGUCACAGCGGGGAGAGGCCGUGGCGAUGCGGGGAGUGCGGGAAGGGAUUCGGGGAGAGGGCGGCGUUGGGGAAGCAUUGGAGGACGCAUUCUGGUGAACGGCCCUAUAGCUGCGGGAGGUGCGGGAAGGGGUUCGGGGGGGCGUCCGGGCUCAGGAAGCACGAGAGGACG
Messenger RNA from Lagopus leucura (white-tailed ptarmigan), 789 nucleotides. RefSeq names its product zinc finger protein 668-like. The transcript has a single exon. The annotation marks the transcript as partial. The record is from RefSeq and is a predicted model, not a curated record. Gene Ontology annotation, biological process: regulation of transcription by RNA polymerase II. Gene Ontology annotation, molecular function: DNA-binding transcription factor activity, RNA polymerase II-specific; RNA polymerase II transcription regulatory region sequence-specific DNA binding. Gene Ontology annotation, cellular component: nucleus. Lineage: Eukaryota; Metazoa; Chordata; Aves; Galliformes; Phasianidae.